UCAACCGAGGGGGAUGACACUCCCGAGAUGAGCUCGCGAUUUAGCCUCGAUGACCACGAUUUCCCUCGAUUAGACGCGAUUAGCGCGAUUUGGUGCGAUGAGCGCGAUUUCAUUGCGAUGUGAGCGCGAUUUGAAAAAAUCUCACGAUUUGAGCUGUCAAACUGCUCGAAAGAGCUAGGCAACAAUAAAAUGACAUUUCACGCUGACAUUUGAUUCGAGCAGUGAAAAAAGCAAAACAAAAACAUGAAACACGUGGGAAAAUUCAGGAGGAGGAAGGAUUUUGUACCUACCGAAGAAGCGGAUUUGAAUACUCCCGAUCACCGUGCGGAGGUCUUCCGUUUGUUUUGUUGUGGUACGAUCCGUGCAUCCGCGCAAUCGCUCGAGCUAGUUGCUGGAAUCGGUGGUUCUGAAUCCUCGCCGGGGUCCACGACCGCAACCAGUACGGCCACGAGAAGUGCCGCGAGCAGCGGAGGUGGAGACUGGUAGAAACAACAGAAGUGGUACAAUGCGGUUGGAGGAAUUAGCAGCAGCAACAGGUUCAUGCACAAGAACCAACUCAAUCAGCUAGUCCUGAACACGCUUUGCCACCAGAAGGUCUUGCAACGGUUUAUAGUGGACCAGUCCAAAUUAUCGCCGGAUACGCCAUCAAUAGUAAAUAUAGUAGUAAAGGACUGCCCAACCGUGAGGAAUCACGCAUUUUCAGAUGCCGAACCGGUCGAUCUGUCGUGAAUCUUCUGCGAGGUCACGUGAGACUUCUGGUCGGACUUACUGCCCACGCCUGAGUUUGCCCAGGUUUACCAGCCCGUUUCCAACAUCAUUCAGCACAAGGCUGGCGGCAGUUUAUCCUCGUCGUGGUCGCUUGUCCAAACAACCAACAAGAGUUGCUGGAGCGCACGACAUAGAGAACGACUCGGACGAGCAUCUGCAGAUGUUCAACAUUGAUAACUCGCAGAAUGAAACCAUAUCGGAGUGCGUCGGCGGAAUCUACCCCACGCUGGACGAAUCGCUUGACACGUUCAACUCGAAGGACGGUUCGGUGCUGGCGAUGGACGACUCACGGGAAACGGCCUACAACUACAAGUGGGGAAAGUGCAUUGACGAGGAAAUGGCGGCCAAUCUCAGCUGCCUGAACAUUGAUGCGUGGGCAAACCUAAUCGACAUGAACUCGUCCUGCAAGACGCGUUGGGCUGGCAACAAGAACCAGCUGGUGACGUCGCGGUUGGUAACCUGAACCUGACCGACGCCAAGCAGUAUGGCAUCCGGCAGGCAACGGCUACUGCAACUACAGCCAGACAGGCUGGCAUGCUAAUGACAUUUGACUAAUAGAUGUGAGAUUGAUAAAGAAAUCCGCAGGAUUCCGGGAAAAAAGUCAGCUCGACCUAAAAAAUUACUAAAAAGUUAACGAUUUUGCUUUUAAUAUUGUAUAACAUUCGAAUAAAACAGUUCGUUAAUAUUCCA
Messenger RNA from Culex pipiens pallens (northern house mosquito), 1458 nucleotides. RefSeq lists its product as uncharacterized. The transcript has 2 exons. The coding region runs from base 704 to 1231 and encodes 175 amino acids. Lineage: Eukaryota; Metazoa; Arthropoda; Insecta; Diptera; Culicidae. The record is from RefSeq and is a predicted model, not a curated record.